Molecule: messenger RNA, 2764 nt
Organism: Artibeus jamaicensis (Jamaican fruit-eating bat)
Lineage: Eukaryota; Metazoa; Chordata; Mammalia; Chiroptera; Phyllostomidae
Gene: SMAP1
Product: small ArfGAP 1
Exons: 11
Coding region: 168-1577 (469 amino acids)
Biological process (GO): regulation of clathrin-dependent endocytosis
Molecular function (GO): GTPase activator activity; metal ion binding
Source: RefSeq, a predicted model, not a curated record
CGCUGCCACCACCUCCACCGCCGCUCCACCAGUUCCAGCUGCUGCCGCCGUCGCUUCCUGAGGCUGGGUCAGCCCGAGGUCCCGGCGGCUCCAGGUGCGUUUAUCCAGCCGGCUCCUGCCCGCACCCGCCGCCUUAGCUGUCUCGGGCUCCUCGCCCCGCUGCCGAGAUGGCGACGCGUUCCUGCCGGGAGAAGGCUCAGAAGCUGAACGAGCAGCACCAGCUCAUCCUGUCUAAGCUGCUGAGGGAGGAGGACAACAAGUACUGCGCCGACUGCGAGGCCAAAGGUCCCCGAUGGGCUUCCUGGAAUAUUGGUGUGUUUAUUUGCAUCAGAUGUGCUGGAAUCCAUAGAAAUCUUGGGGUUCAUAUAUCCAGGGUCAAGUCAGUUAACCUAGACCAAUGGACACCAGAACAGAUACAGUGUAUGCAGGAUAUGGGAAAUACUAAAGCAAGACUACUGUAUGAAGCCAAUCUUCCAGAGAACUUUCGAAGACCACAGACAGAUCAAGCAGUGGAAUUUUUCAUCAGAGAUAAAUAUGAAAAGAAGAAAUACUAUGAUAAAAAUGCGAUAGCUGUUACAAAUAUUUCUUCCUCUGAUGUUCCCCUUCAGCCUUUGGUAGCCUCUCCUUCUCUACAAGCUGCUGUUGAGAAAAACAAAUUGGAGAAAGAAAAGGAAAAGAAAAAGGAAGAGAAAAAGAGAGAAAAAGAACAAGAAAAGCCUGCAAAACCUCUUACAACUGAAAAGCUGCAGAAGAAAGAAGAUCAGCAAUUAGAGCCUAAAAAAAGCACCAGCCCUAAAAAACCUGCAGAGCCCACUGUUGAUCUUUUAGGACUCGAUGGUCCUGCUGAGGCACCAGUGGCCAAUGGGAACACGACCACAGUGCCCACUCUGAAUGAUGAUCUGGACAUCUUUGGACCAAUGAUUUCAAAUCCCUUACCUGCAACUGUCAUGUCCCCAGCUCAGGGGACGUCCUCUGUACCAGCAGCUGCCACUGUGUCUACAGUACCAUCUGGGGAUCUGGAUCUCUUCACUGACCAAACAACAAAGUCAGAAGAGGUGGCAAAGAAACAGCUCUCCAAAGACUCCAUCCUGUCUCUGUACGGCACAGGGGCCGUUCCGCAGCAGAGCGCUCCUGGUGUAUUUAUGGGACCCACAAAUGUACCAUUUACCUCACAAGCACCAACUGCAUUUCAAGGUUUCCCGUCGAUGGGCGUACCUGUGCCUGCGGCUCCUGGCCUCAUAGGAAACGUGAUGGGACAGAGUGCGGGCAUGAUGGUGGGCAUGCCCGUAUCCAAUGGGUUUGUGGGAGGUGCACAGACUGGCGUGGUGCCACUGCCGCAGAACGUGAUCGCCCCCCAAGGCGGAAUGGUGGGGCAGAUGAGCGCGCCCCAGAGUAAGUUCGGCCUGCAGCAAGCCCAGCCGCCCCAGUGGAGCCUGUCACAGAUGAAUCAGCAGAUGGCUGGCAUGAGCGUCGGCAGUGCGAACGCCGCCGCGGGCUUCGGCCAGCCCCCCAGCACCACGGCAGGGUGGUCUGGGAGCCCGUCAGGUCAGACUCUCAGCACGCAGCUGUGGAAGUGAAGACUGCAGCGCUCGUUUGGGCCGGAACUGCCACCUGACAUUCCUUGCUGAAAUGCAUCCAGUACCCCAGUUUGUUCCUGUACAUACAUAUUUUUUCUUUUUCCCCAUUGGUUCACAUUAAGAAUGAUCAGAUUGACUGUGUUGGUUUGUACUGCUGAAAUUUGAUGUGGUGAAAACCAGGUUGAGAAACUGUUUUAUGUCAAGGGCAGCUUUGCUCAUAUUUCCCAUAACUUCAUAAACCAUAUUAUUUGAGAAGCUGCUCAACUUGCAAAAUCAGUUUUACUCUCAGUAAAAUUAUAGCUCUAAUGUUUGCAUAUAAGGGAAAUAGUUAUCAUGUUAGUAAUACAUCUAACAGUAUAAACCCCACCCCCAAAUUAGCCAGUAAUCUUGUAGGAAGGUACUGUAUGAUCAGAUGUUUAAUCAUAUAAAUAGAAUGUAAAUGUGUCACUGAGCACCCUUUUCUGGUGUAUCAAAAUUCUUUUACUUCAUCAUUCACUUCACUGUGCUGUUGUUAUGAUGUGCUUAACAGGGAACAUGGUUAGUGAAAGGAAGAUAAACCUGGAUGUUACUGUAAAACUUAGUUUAAUGAAUAGAAUUCAAAUUUUGUCUGCCUCUCUUAUAAUUUGGAUCUCUUACUGUACAUAGUGCUAGCAUGAAGACCUUUCUCUGCACUAUAUGCGAACAGGGUAACUAAACAAAGCCACUUUAAAUCCUUGAAGGUAUAUCCAGGUUUAUGACAGUAAUUGUGUUUACAUUUUAUGGUGCCUAGUAUUGAAAAAAUGUUCUAUCCCUAUAUUAAAUAGAUGAAUCCACAGACCUUUUAUUUGUGGGUUUUAUUUCCUACAAUGUGUGCUGCCACCACCCUUGCAUAAAUUACUUAAUGUUGUGGAGUCAGGAAUUGGGGACGAAAUUUAGUUGACAAAAUACUUGUCAUCUGUUUCUAAAACCUGUUCAGUUCUAAUAAGGGCAAAUGGGGGAAAAAAGAAAAGUGUGUCUGAUACUCAGAAUGGUACUUGCAGUGUCAUUAGCUGUGCUGUGCAAAGAUCUUCCAGUUUAGGUAUAGAGGAAACAUGUAACACAGAGACAAACAACGUUUUAUACCGUCCGAUUAGCUUAUGUUAACUGACGAGCUCUGUUUAACCAGAUGUCCAUCAGGUGUCAAUAAAGGCUGUUGUACUGAAGUGAAA